Molecule: messenger RNA, 2445 nt
Organism: Esox lucius (northern pike)
Lineage: Eukaryota; Metazoa; Chordata; Actinopteri; Esociformes; Esocidae
Exons: 5
Coding region: 937-2139 (400 amino acids)
Source: RefSeq, a predicted model, not a curated record
AUAAAAGGUCUCACUGAUGCAGACAGUGGAACCUAUCAGUUAGAGGCUGCCAUCAAUAAAAAGCUGCAGUACUCAAACCAUGAAGUACAUGUUAUAGGUAAGUACAGUACUGUGUGUGUGUAAUCUUACAUUUUGUAGUACCGCAUGUCAUGUUUGAGUGUAUACAGGACGGACGGCUGAGGUCACAGGGCAGCUCAAGAGGAAUAAUAGCCAUUGUCCCCUCUAGUCCUCCAGCCUCCUGUAUCAGUGAGGACAUUUUAAAAAAUGUCAAUGACUGCAGGUCCUGAUUAUGCAGGAAAGUGUCUUUGACUUUAAAUAUCCCAAAACUUGCGCGCCUGUGGGGAUCACAUUACUGAGGUGUUUAUUGUCUAAAUAUCUCUGUUUUGAGUGUACAGGACAAAUAGGAAGUCUGUGACGUCUAAUUUGAACUACAAUACUUGUUGCCUAGUUAAGUAACGUGACAGUGUCUCCUCGAUGUGAGGACUUGCAGAAUGGUAAAAACACUCAGGUUGGUGCAUUUGAUUAUCGAUCAUUCUCCGGCUUUUCUACUGAAUGUUGCCACCCGGUAUGUUUUGUGCAAGAAGAUGCAAAACAUAACAUACAGUGUACACAGAUGAGCUGUCGAAAGAUUGUAAUGUGAUUCUAGUUGUAGUUAAUGUCCUGUCAAAGACCCCUCCACCGAGUUUGACCAAUCCGUGGUGUCAGCAUCCCAGACUGAAGAUGACAUUGUUGUGACACUGGUCAACAACCUCCUAAGGUUUCCCAUGUCACCCAUACUAGAGACGUACAUUAACACUCCCACUCUGCCCAGUAGAAGCUUAUCUGUGGUAGAACCUGUGUUCCUUAAGACUAGGGCCGUGCCCAGAAGGGCCUGUCAGAAAACAUUAGUGCAAAAACAUUUGCUUAGGGUGUAAACUCACCCAGCUCUCCUUCAGUAUGACAGUUUCACAUCAUUUGAGCUUCACAUUACUGCUAUGUUUUCUGUGUGUGCGUGUGUGUGUGUGCGUGUGUAUGUGUGUGCAUGUGCGCACCCGUACGUCUCCCCUCAUGACUGUAGAUGUCGUAGCACAGCCGUAUAUAACCUGUGAGGCCAGCGACAGUGGCACCACCCUGCUGUGUUCAGCUGACCUCCAUCCUCUGACCCAGUUCCUCUGGAAGGGUCCUGGUGGGUCAGAGACUCCUGGGUCAGAACUGUUCAUACCUGGGUCUGAGAACCAGGAGUCUGUCUACACAUGUGUGGUGAAAAACCCUGUUGGUAACAAAACAGCAGAGCUCAGCCUGAAGGAGUGUCACACAGAGGAAGUCUCAUCUGUCCGAGUGAUGUUCUGGCUCAUUCCAUUGAUUCUCGUUCUCAUCCUCUGCAUCUUACUGGCAGUCUGGUUGUGGUGCAGGAAAAAGAGGCAAAAAGAAGAUAGAAACGCCAAACAUGCUCCAUCAGGGUCAGAGUCUAAGGAUGAGGAAAACACAGUACUUCUGAUCUCCUCUAACACCACUCCUCCAAAUAAAGAAAACACACAUGCUUCUUUGGACCAAAAUGUGAUGGGACUAAAUAGCAAUGGAUCUCAGGUCCCCAAAACAGCAGGGGAGGUGGAGGAAGAACUUGGGUCAGAGUUAAAAAGUGCUGUUGGAGAAGAAGAACAUGUAACAGGAGCCAAAAUGGACAGCUCUGUGGUUCAUAGAGUUCAGGAGAACAUUCAACCACUAGCCCACAAAGAUCAACCAAGCAACACGAAAGUGGAGUUAGAUCUACAGACAUCAUCCGCCCCAGGGCAGGCUCAGACACUAACACCGCCCCAAGACCUAGGCCAAACACAUUCUAAACCGGAGAACCAACCAGACCCUAAUGCAGAAGAUACAAAAGGGGACACUCAGUCAAGCAUCCAGACUAAGGAACCCAUCCAGGAAACCACGUCAGGCUACCAGACACAAGAACCCAACCAGGCAGCUCCUGAAAUGGGACAUGGAAAGGAGGAUCUGUCCAGAAGCAACUCUAACAGUUCUAUUCCCUGUGCUAAUGAAGACAAUAGUGAUUAUGAUGUUGAGGAUAAGAAGGAGCCUGUCCAAGCAAAGGUCCAGAAGAAGCAACAACCAUCUUCAGAGUCCAACACAACCCAAACAGAUCCAGUCAAACUAGACUGAACAAGGCCAAGUCACAACAGUUCUUUAAAAAUCUAAUGGACAACUGAACACAGCUCAGUUACUAAAUGUAUUGUUAUUGAUAUUUCACUACAAGGAGAUGUUUGUGCUUGCCAAAAAAAAACAACCUGUAACCAGAAUACUACUGUAAAAGGUUCUCAAGGGUUCUCCCUCUCCUCCACACACUAGAUCAAAACAGUACCAUAGACAACAUUCUCACAAUUUCAUUUGCACAAUUUUAAAAUAUAUUUAGCAUAUAUAUAUAUAUAUAUAUGCAGAAUAUUCACUUACCUAAAGGAGUAUUAGGAA